AUCACAAAUCUCUUUGUUUUUCAUCUCUCUAACUCUCUUUCAAAAAAUGGCGUCCACAAAUGUUGAAUUCACUUGCUAUGUUGGCAAUUUGGAGUCAGACACAGAAGAAAAUGAUCUUAAGAAUGCAUUUUCUCAGUUUGGCGACGUUAUAGCUUCUAAGGUUCGAUUUUCUUUUCACUUUUCCCGCAUUGGUAUUGUAUUUUUAUUCAUUUAUAAUUUGGUUAUCUUUGAUUCACAGGUCAUUCGCGAAAGAGAUUACGAAAGUGAUUAUGAGUAUUAUGAUUCUGAAGACGACUAUGAAUGUGAGAGUUCAGUCUACAUGACAACGAGGAAGGUAUAUGGAUUUGUUACUUUUAAAGAUGAGAAAUCAAUGAAGGAUGCCGUUAAGGGAAUGAACGGUAAGAAGCUCGGGUUAAAGACCAUUAAUGUUCAAGAGUCUCACUCAUCUCGCAGGAGUCGUCGUCAUCAUGAUGGUGGACGUGUUGGUUCGAAAAGGACUUAGAAGAUCAAAAUGGUUACAUAAGAAAUAAGGUUUAAGUCUUUGUAACCAUUAUCUUUAGUAUUGAUCAACAUUUCUAGAAGGUGGUGCUUUGAAUAAAGUAGUUAUAAUUUGAGAAGUUAUCAAUAAAAUCUCUCUUUUUUUAAUUA
This is a messenger RNA of Arabidopsis lyrata subsp. lyrata, 648 nucleotides long. Its product is annotated as glycine-rich RNA-binding protein GRP2A. The transcript is spliced from 2 exons. The record is from RefSeq and is a predicted model, not a curated record. Lineage: Eukaryota; Viridiplantae; Streptophyta; Magnoliopsida; Brassicales; Brassicaceae. The coding region runs from base 47 to 502 and encodes 151 amino acids. Gene Ontology annotation, molecular function: mRNA binding.